Molecule: messenger RNA, 3288 nt
Organism: Triticum turgidum subsp. durum (durum wheat)
Lineage: Eukaryota; Viridiplantae; Streptophyta; Magnoliopsida; Poales; Poaceae
Source: the annotation of a GenBank genome assembly
AUGGCGCCAUCUGCUGCCGCUGCACCCAGCAGCACCGAGGCUGACGGGGCACAGCGCAUGGCCAAGUUCCUCUGCAGCUUCGGAGGCAGCAUCCUGCCCCGCCCGCUCGACGGCCGUCUCCGCUACGUCGGCGGCGACACCAGGAUCGUCAUGCUGCCCCGUGACAUAUCCUACUCCGACCUGGCCGCGCGGAUGCGGGAGCUCUAUGACGAUGCCGAUAUCAUCAAGUACCAGCAGCCCGAUGAGGAUCUUGAUGCUCUGGUCUCGGUUGUAAAUGAUGAUGAUGUGGUCAACAUGAUGGAGGAAUAUGACAAGCUCAUUGCUGCUGGAGAGGGGUUCACUCGGCUCAGGGUCUUCUUAUUCUCCCAGCACCUGGAUGAUGAGGCUGCAUCAGCAGCUGUGCAUUACCAUGGGGACGAGCGGGAGACGGAGAGGAGGUAUGUUGAUGCGCUUAAUAGCCUUGGUGACAUGAGGUCGCCUUCAUCUCCUGUGUCAGUGGAGCAGCUUUUUGGCAUCGGAGGCAACGAGUCAGGAAUUCCUGAUAUUGCUGGCCUGCGGCAUUUGAAUGUUCCUCGUGCCUCACAUAAUCAGCGGUAUGCGGAGAUGGAUUCUCCUUGGAGCCCUGCAUAUAUCUCUCCGGGGCAGUAUGGAGUGCCCGAUCCAAGGGAUUUUCCCAUUUCACCAUCAUCUGCAAGGUUUCAAGUUGGAGCAGAGGACUUUGAUGAGAGGAUUCCUGAUGACUUUGUGAGGCAAUCACCAAAAUAUCGGCAUUACGAGGCUCAGUCACCGCCACAUGUGGAUAACUUGGUCUGGCUUCCACCUGGUGCUGUAAUUCAGCAAAAUGCUGGCUUCCCAGGGAAUUUGGGCCGCUCCAGCAAUUUCUUGGAUGGAAACAGUCUAUAUGACUCCCGUUCGUCAUUCCAGAAGGGUCAAGGUUCAGUGAGUGAUCCUCGUUAUACGGAUCCCCGUUGGAGGCCAGUCCAACAACAUUUUGAUCAAUCGACCAUGGCAAGUGAGUAUUCUGCUCACCCCGCUAUUCCGCGUCCAGAUUAUGGUCGUCCUGGUGAGCAUUAUGUUGUAGGCCAAGAUGUUAGACUGGAAAAUGGUGUUUAUGUCAAAGAGCAAACUGGUGGUCACCCUCCCAUGUUCUACAACGAAUCACAUUCUCAUGAUAGGUCUUGGCAUGGGCAUCCCAACCAAAGCCAUCAACGGUAUGAGGAUCCAAGGUUGAAUCUGCCUGCUAAUGGUAGAGUGAUGGAUCCGUACGCUGAUAGCAACUCAGCUAAUUCUGCAUUUGCACCCAACAAAGUAUAUGAAAUGCAUUCAACAUCUCACAGCCGCUCAAGCCAUGAAAGUCCCCACUAUUAUCAUGGCAGUGGCCAGGGCGAGCAUAUGAAUGAUACAUAUCAUAACCAACAAGUUGUAAGUAGUGGCUCCUAUGUCCAGACAUCAGGUUUUGAAGAAUCGACAGGCCAGCAUUACAGCCAUACUUCAACAUAUGGUGGUGAUACCUUUUACCAAAUGCAGCAGAACUUGCCGCCACUUCAAUCCAUGAGAAGGAGAGCAAGCAGCCCUGUUCACACAGGCUCAUCAUAUGAAUCACCACACCUGCCGAUCCCAAAUGGGAGCAUCAACUCCAACUUUGUCAGAAACACAGGUGAUGUUAGUCCAAGGAUUCAUGGUAUGCCUGCAUAUGAUCGAGUCCCAAACCCAUGGCCUUCACCCAAUGGCAGCAUACCAUAUAGAAUCGUUGGACAUGAUGUUCCCACUGUUGUUGAAAACCCUUCUUCCCUUGGUUCUCGGUCAGGUCCAAACACUGCUCAGUAUGUUCAGCCUUUCUUUGCCCCAGAAUCAGUCCAGCAGCAACCAGGAGCUCCGUUGGUAGAAAUUUUUCCUGAAAGAGCAUCCGCUGGACCCAUGCUAGCACCGCUUGAUGGUAAAGUAUCUGUUGCUGCGGUACCCCUUGCUGAUCAUUUGUCCAGGUUGGACAUUAACACGACAAAGAAAUUUGAAGGAGCAGAUGAUGAAAGGCGCACUCAAAAUGUGACUGAAACAAAACCUUCACACGUUGCGAGUGACCCUAGCACCUUGGUUCACAAUGUUGGAGUUGAUCUCCAAUGGGGCAAACCUACAGAACAUGACGGUGGGGCUGUAGCAUUGCAGCAGUGUGGGGAUAUAUCGGAGAACAGAUUAAAUAUCCUUCCAGAGUUUGUUGCCUCUGUUAAAAAGGCCGCACUGGAAGAGUCUGAGAAGCCAGUAGAGGUUCAGCCAGAUGCUCGUCCAGCAAAUUUACCUGUUUGUGAUAAUGACAAUGAUGGAAAGAAGUUUGUGCAGAAUACUGAUGGAGAUCAGGACCCUGAUGUGCAUGGAAGCUGCGACCAGCACAAAAGUUCUGGGAUCGAAUCUACACCCGCUGAAGCUGAAGCUUUGUCUAAAGGAUUACAGACUAUAAGAAAUGAUGAUCUGGAGGAAAUCAGAGAGCUUGGUUCGGGUACUUAUGGGUCAGUCUUCCAUGGUAAAUGGAGGGGAUGUGAUGUUGCCAUCAAAAGAAUAAAAGCUAGUUGCUUUGACGGAAGGCCAUCCGAGAGAGAGCGCUUGAUAGCGGAUUUCUGGAAAGAAGCUCAGAUCCUGAGCUCGCUUCAUCAUCCAAAUGUAGUUUCAUUUUAUGGUGUUGUUCGUGAUGGUCCUGAUGGAAGCUUAGCAACUGUUACCGAGUUUAUGGUCAAUGGAUCUCUCAAACAAUUCCUGAGGAAGAAAGACAGGACAAUUGAUCGCCGCAAAAGGGUUAUAUUGGCCAUGGAUGCUGCAUUUGGCAUGGAAUAUUUGCAUGGGAAGAAUAUCGUCCAUUUUGAUCUCAAAUGUGAGAACCUACUGGUAAACAUGAGAGAUCCACAACGACCGAUCUGCAAGAUUGGUGAUCUUGGCCUAUCAAAGGUGAAGCAGCAUACUUUGGUGUCUGGUGGUGUUAGAGGAACCUUACCAUGGAUGGCACCCGAGCUUUUGAGUGGGAAAAGUGAUAUGGUGUCAGAGAAGAUUGAUGUCUACUCAUUUGGUAUUGUGAUGUGGGAGCUACUUACCGGGGACGACCCGUAUUCUGAUAUGCGUGCAGCCGAAAUUAUUGGGGGCAUCGUGAACAAUUCUCUUCGUCCUCAGAUCCCUUCCUGGUGCGAUCCUGAAUGGAAAUCAUUGAUGGAAGGUAGCUGGGCUGGUGAACCAGCUCAAAGGCCAUCCUUCACUGAAAUAUCUCAAAGGUUGCGGAAAAUGGCCGCAGCAAUGAAUGUUAAAUAA